AGUUUACCUUUUGAAUAUCAUACAACUAAAACUAAAAUAGAAAAUCGAUGGAAAGUAAUACUUUGAUAGGUUCACAUGUGCAUUUCUAUAUUUGGAAUAUGAUCAUUGUAAUACCUGUGAAAUUUUAUUGCUAUUUCCUUGUAUGUGUACAUACCGUCUUUUCAAUCGGGAAUUUUGAUUAAUCGGAGGAUGUCAUACACAUUGGUUUUGGUAUGUGUUAUGUAAUAUGGCACUUCAUGAGCAAACUAUUUGGUGUGAAUAGUUUUCAUCUUCCUCUUCCCAUCACCGUUAUACUUCCAUCAAUGUUUGCAUCAACAGUAGGAUAAAUAUGUGAAUUAAAAACAUUAAUUUCUGGAAUACUUUAAAGUGGAGCGAUGAAUUCCCCCAAAGAGGGAACACCACUAAUACAAGUGGCUCAAAACGAUGAGGGAAGUUCAUUGUCAUGGAUUUUCAAAUGGACUCCAGUGGAAUUGCUAGUUGUUUUACAUACAGUAGCCAUUGUGGCACUGGAGCCAGUACAAACCUUCUACGUCAUCGAUGAGACGGCAAAAAGGCAUGGUCAGAAACACAUUGUACGGCAUGCCGAAAAGUCCUGUUACCCUGGCAACACCACGAACACGUCUCACAUUAACGAUACAAGUAGUAUUAUUCAAAAGGAGUCUGCUGAAAUAAUCAUGUAUUUAGGAUUCUGUUCAACAUUUGCUUCUGUCAUUCCAAUAUUCUUGCUGGGUUAUCUCUCAGAUUUCUUUGGGCGGAGAAUAAUGUAUAUCAUAUCUAUUUGUGGAACUAUGUUUAAGGAAUUAAUCUUACUGUUAACAGUUUUACUACGGCUACCCAUCUGGGUAUUGUAUAUAGGGCAGAUAGGUUUUGCCUUUACCGGUACGUUUAGUGGGUCAAUGGUUCAAAUUUUUGCAACUGUUUCUGACAUAACUCCACCAGGAAAGAAGCGGGCUUUCCGCAUAACUGUAGUCCAGGCAAGCGGAAUGUUGACAGCGGCGAUAACACAUUAUGGUAUGGGAUACUGGAUAUGGACUGAACGAUUCAGUGAACCAAUUACUAUGGCUUUAGCUAUAUCUUUGUUGACGAUAUUUUUAAGCGUAUUUAUUCUUCGAAAAUCUAGUGAACACGAUUCUCAACCAAAGAGUCUUCUUGGGCCAUUGAAACUGUAUAUUAGAGACACACCACAGCACAGAAGACGAAAACUAUUACUGUGUUUGCUUGUGUUUUUGUUGUCAUCGUCGUGUCUACAAGGAAAACUUGAAUACCAGACUUUGUUCCUGAUGCACAAGCCAAUAUGUUGGAAUGAGUUUAACAUACAAGUUAUGCAUGCUAUUCAAACGACGGUUAAUACGAUAUGUGUUGUCGGCAUUGUUCGAGUGUUCCUUAAAUUUACCGAAGAUGUUAUUGUCCUCUUAAUUGCUUCAAUAUCUGGUAUUGCAUCUAUGUUGAUAUUGAGUUUUUCUGUGAACAGUUGGAUGGUUUAUUUACAUGUUAUUUUUGGUUUUGUUUCCAUUUCCGUGUUUCCAGUCAUGCGUGCCAUGAUGUCAAGAGUAGUUGAUCCUCAAGAGCAAGGAUUCUUGUUUGCCAGUAUUGCUGGUUUAGAUGAGUUACAAGCCGCAUUAUCCGGAGUGGUGUAUGGUAAAAUGUAUUCGGGGUCUGUUGAUUGGUUUCCUGGAUUCAUAUUUCUCAUAAUGGCGGUAAUGUUUUCCGUAGCACUUGCUGGUUCUAUAAUACUUUAUAAAUGGCUGAAAGGAGAUAAUUCCGACGGAAUCUGAAAUAAUGGUAGAAUUAUGUUGAAAAAUGGCAAUUUAUUAUCCUAAUCGUUUUUUUGUACCCUAUGCUUUUGCAACAUUUUAUCAUUGUUUAUUUGUUUUAACAUGAAUCUUUCUUUAUUGUGUGGGUUUUUUUCCAUGAGCUUUUGCAACAUUUUGUCAUUGUUUAUUAGUUUUAACAAGAAUCUUUUUUAUGUGUAUUUUUCAUAUGUUUUUGUAACAUUUUGUCAUUGUUUAUUAGUUUUAACAAGAAUGUUUCUUUUAAUUAAAGAUUAAAAUAAUUCAAGAAAUAAUGUGUGGAAUAAUACCGGCCGCAUAUGGUAAAUGUUUUGCUCAUUGUUGAAGGUUGUACGGUUACCUUUAGAUGCUAAUACCAACGUUGUUUGUACAAUCGAGUUGUCUCAUAGGCGAUCAUUCCGCAACUCCUUAAAACUAAAUAAUUCAAAAAAUCUUAAGUGGAAUAAAAUCGGCCGCAGGGAAAAACAGUAAACGAGGUCUGGCAAGACGAUACAAACCGCCGGCAUUUUUAAUAUUGGCAAGUAGGUGUUCUUCUGGUAACAGAAGUAACAAAAGUUCCUCUAAGGAAAAUCAGAGUGAACGAGGAGCACGACCCCACACUGACGCUAGGCCAUAACUUGAAUAACGCUUCCUCGGUACUCGGAGGAUAAAAUUCAAAACUGGUAACAGUGAUGAACCGGCCGCUCUGGUAAACAAGAGAAAGCCGUUUAUAAAAAACACAACUUCCCUGUGGUACCACAGGAGAAUAUUUUAACAAAUGGUCUAACGUAGAAUUAUAGGGUCAUGACCCCCCUGUCAUCUUGCCAGAUCCCGCCUCUGCACUAAUACUGCGACAACUGUUUUAUUAAAGAUAAUACUAAAAAACAAUGAAAAAUAUCAAAAUGCAUUAAAAAGAAAUCCUUUUAUGGAAACGCACACAUCUAUAUGUUUAUAGAGUUGAAUUCUAGAUAUUAAAGUUUUCUCCUUUCUUAGUAAACGUCCACCAUCAAGACAUCAGCAGAUUAUAAGAUGCGUAAAAACUAGCACUGUCUGUUUGAAAUCAGUAUCAAGUAUUUAUAUAAAAAUGUUCCAUCCUCAAUUUAAAAGCAUUCGUAAAAACGUGAAAUUGCAGUAACAGUUCACGAUAUAACUGGACACAACCACUGCAAUAUUAUGUUAUUCUAGACGAGUCGAAAAGUUCAUCCUCUACAAUAAUUGCCAUACUCCAUUUAGUUCCGAAAAUCAAUUGUCUCCAGCUUGAUCCGUUUCCGGCCUUCCUAAACUCACUAGGCAUAUACCUGAAAAACAUUAAAAAACAACAGCAGAAAAAAUAAUCCAAAAUAGGAGAUUGUCGGGGUAGGUGGGUGGGAUUGAACAAGCUUCCCGUUCAAACGUUAGAAAAUUUGGAAGUGACGUCACAAUAUGCUAAAUGCACGUGACAGACACGGUCAAAGUUCAGAAUGCAAAGAUAAAAGGGGGGACUCGAGAAUAAAUACGGAAUUAUAACUUUUAUUAAACCUGUAUUAUCAGUAAACCGAUAAACAUUAUUAUGUGUGCUUUUCAUAUGUUUUUGUAACAUUUUGUAAUUGUUUAUUAGUUUUAACAAGAACCUUUUUUAUGUUUGUUUUUCAUAUGCUUUUGCAACAUUUUGUCAUUGUUUAUUAGUUUUAAGAUGAAUCUUUUGUUAUAUGUUUUUCAUUUGCUUUUACAACAUUUUGUCAUUGUUUAUUAGUUUUAACAUGAAUCUUUUGUUAUAUGUUUUUCAUUUGCUUUUACAACAUUUUGUCAUUGUUUAUUAGUUUUAACAAGAAUCUUUUUUAUGUUUGUUUUUCAUAUGCUUUUGCAACAUUUUGUCAUUGUUUAUUAGUUUUAAGAUGAAUCUUUUGUUAAAUAUUUUUCCUUUGCUUUUGUAACAUUUUGUCAUUGUUUAUUAGUUUUAACAAGAACCUUUUUUAUGUGUGUUUUUCAUAUGCUUUUGUAACAUUUUUGUUUAUUAGUUUUAACAAAAAUAUUUCUUUUGUGUGUGUUUUUCAUAUGUUUUUGUAACAUUUUGUCAUUGUUUAUUAGUUUUAACAAGAGUUAACGUGUUUUUAUGUAUGUUUUUUAUAUACUUUUGUAACAUUUUGUCAUUGUGUACAAGUCAUGGUAGGAAGUAGACCUAACUAUAUAUGUGGCUUCGUUUAUUCGAGAUGCGAUAUUUUAGAAUAAAAAAUUCUUAUUUUAA
This is a messenger RNA of Mytilus californianus (California mussel), 3993 nucleotides long. Its product is annotated as proton-coupled folate transporter-like. Bases 375 to 1775 code for a protein of 466 amino acids. Gene Ontology annotation, molecular function: transmembrane transporter activity. NCBI's taxonomy places the organism in Eukaryota, Metazoa, Mollusca, Bivalvia, Mytilida, Mytilidae. Gene Ontology annotation, biological process: transmembrane transport. Gene Ontology annotation, cellular component: membrane. The transcript has 5 exons. The record is from RefSeq and is a predicted model, not a curated record.